AUGAUCCAAUCGGUUUCUGUUACGGCGAACUUCGCCGUGGCUUUUGCAUUGGUGUGUAUAAUCACGGUGGAGCCAUGGCGCGUUGAAUCACAAGAAGAACAGAGGCUUCUAGUGAGCAUGACGAUCGUUAAGAACGCACGUGAUACUGGAGCUCUUUGUUUGGAUGGGAGUUUACCUGCUUAUCAUUUGCACAGAGGAUAUGGAGCAGGAGAGAAUAAUUGGCUUCUACAAUUUGAGGGUGGAGGAUGGUGCAAUGACUUACAAUCAUGCUUGGAGAGAGCACCAACUCGUAGGGGUUCAACAAAGUACAUGAACAAGUUUGCGGUUUUCUCUGGUAUUUUAAGCAAUAAUGCCACCCUUAAUCCAGACUUUUACAAUUGGAACCGGGUGAAAUUGAGAUACUGCGAUGGAGCUUCAUUUACCGGAAACCGAGUCUUCAAAAAUGGGACAACAACGCUUUACUUCAAAGGGCAAAAGAUUUGGGAAGCCAUUAUUGAGGAUCUUCUACCAAAAGGUUUAGGAAAAGCAUACAAGGCUUUGCUUUCUGGCUGUUCAGCAGGAGGUUUAGCCACUUUUCACCAUUGUGACAACUUCGCCAAGUAUUUGCCAACAAAUACUACUCUUAAAUGCUUGAGUGAUGCAGGUUUUUUCCUUGAUGGAAGAGAUGUCAGUUUGAAUCACACUAUGAGGUACUUAGUCAAAAGUCUAGUUACAUUGCAGGGGAUAGAGCAGAACCUUAAUGAAAACUGCACGAGUGCGCUUUCCUAUCCAGACUUGUGCUUCUUUCCGCAAUAUGCAUUGAAAUAUAUAUCAACACCGUAUUUUAUCUUGAACUCUGCCUAUGAUGUAUUCCAAUUCCAUCAUAUAUUGGCGCCACCUUCGGCUGAUCCCCUCGGACACUGGAAUCACUGCAGGGUGAACAAAUCGACAUGCACACCAGCCCAAAUUAACACAUUGCAAGGUUUUAGGCUCAGCAUGCUUGCAGCUUUGAAACCGUUCUACUUUUAUUCCAAAAGAGGAGGAAUGUUCAUAAAUUCAUGUUUUGCUCAUUGCCAAAGUGAAUCGCAAGAAACAUGGUUUGGAGACGAUUCUCCUAGAAUAAACAACAAGACUAUUGCAGAAGCAGUUGGUGAUUGGUAUUUUAGUAGAAAUAGAAGCAAGCAGAUAGAACGUCCCUAUCCAUGUGAUAAUGAUAAAACUUGUCAUAACUUAAUACCAUAA
Molecule: messenger RNA, 1221 nt
Organism: Lathyrus sativus (Indian pea)
Lineage: Eukaryota; Viridiplantae; Streptophyta; Magnoliopsida; Fabales; Fabaceae
Source: the annotation of a GenBank genome assembly